UACAGUAAUAGUUACAUUUGCUCGUAGAAAAAAUCAAAGACAAAUGAAGUUAACCACUUAUUUAGUCACCAGUCUGUUGUUAGUGUUUGUUGAAGCAAACAUGGCAAACGCAGAAACGAUGUCGGAUGAUGGACUGGUCCACAAACUUGUGAAGAGAGGUUUACCAUUACCACCAGGACUAAAAAAAUGGUGUAAGAAUGAGGGAGAAAAUUGCUGGGAUUUUAGAUGUUGUUCUGGUUUAAGCUGCGUUGAUCUUACCUGCAAGUCAUGUAAUCAACGAAAAUGCAAAAAUACCCGUGAUUGCUGUAAUGAUUCUAGCUGCAUUUAUGGAAACUGCAAGCCAUGUUACCCGAGAACAUGUAAAAUAAACCGUGAUUGCUGUAUUGAUUCAAGCUGCGUCUCCGGAAACUGCAAAUCAUGUAAACAAAGAACUUGUAAACGAAGUAAUGACUGCUGUAAAGGAUAUAACUGUUCAUACAAAAAAUGCGUACAACCAAAGAAGAAUUAAACACGUACAAGGUAUACGA
Mytilus trossulus (common blue mussel) is the source of this 527-nucleotide messenger RNA. Its product is annotated as keratin-associated protein 4-4-like. Bases 44 to 508 code for a protein of 154 amino acids. NCBI's taxonomy places the organism in Eukaryota, Metazoa, Mollusca, Bivalvia, Mytilida, Mytilidae. The record is from RefSeq and is a predicted model, not a curated record. The transcript is spliced from 4 exons.